CAUUUCCUUUCAGUGUCUUAUUCGGGCCUCGAGCUCUAUCAAUCGUCAUUUACUGACUGUUUAGUUAUUUUCUGAACACAAAUUUCUUUUCAUAUUUUUUGAUAGAAGAAAUAUAAUUCAAUAAAUAAAGAAGAAAAUAAUAGCAAUAAGGCUAGAGUGUGAGUGCGUGCGUGUGCGUGUGUGUGUGCUAAUGAUAGCAAGCAAACGAAAAAAGAAAUUGACAAAAAUUGUGAAUUUUGGUGCGUGGUGUGGUCGGCGGUGGCCUCAAAAUGAUACAAAAUAAAAAAUAAUGUGGAACACAUAAUCGUUGAGAACAGGCCAGCGAACAACAGCAAGAAGCAGAAAAAAAUAAAAUAUACUAAAAAGUGCUAUUGUUAUUGGAAUUUUGUUAUUAUUUUAGCUCAUAUUGAAUACAUUUAUUUAGUGGAAUAGAAAAACAGCACUUAAGAACUACAAAUUACUCAACGACCAGGAAAAAUAUUGUGAAAUAAAAAAAUAAUAAAAAAUAAAACCAAAAAAGAUAACAUUCUCUAAAAAUUCUCUCGUUGUUGUAAACUGCGUGUUUCAAUUCCCAUGUCGUCCAAGUGAUAUUUACUCCUCAUACAUGUCGUGUCGUUUGAAAAGAAAUGCACAGAGAGUGAAAUCGUCAAUGAGUAGUAGCUGACACAAAAUCUCAGGUGAAGAGAAGAAGAAGAAAAACAAUUCAUCACACCCCAAUAAAAUUCCAUUGACAAAUCCUCCACAAAACGAAGCACUUUAUAAUCCGCCAUUCAUCGGUGCCGAACGGAAAUUGAAAUAAAAAAGAUGACCUCCAAACACCAUCACAUAAAGGCCCAUCAGCCGCAACAUCAAUCAGCAACACAGCAGCAGACAUUUAACGAUGGUGACCCAUUCAAUUACGAAGAGCUCAAUGUCAUCGGAACAGGCGCCUAUGGCACCGUUUAUAGAGCGCGAGAUAAUCUCACUGGCCGCAUUGUGGCUAUCAAAAAAGUCAGAAUAACACUGACAGAUAAUGGAGUGCCAAUGUCAACGUUGCGUGAAAUUGCUCUGCUAAAACAAUUGAAUGCCUCGGAUCAUCCGAAUAUUGUCAAACUCUUCGAGGUAUGCCAGUUCCUGGAACGUGAAGGCCAGUUAAUGGUUCUGCUGGUAUUUGAACAUUUAGAACAAGAUCUCUCGGAUUUAAUAGAACGUCUACCCAAAUCUGGAAUGCCACCCACAACAAUACAACGUCUUUCACGUGAACUGCUAACCGGUGUUGAUUUCCUUCACUCACAUCGUAUCAUACAUCGUGAUUUGAAACCACAAAAUCUUUUAAUUUCCUCCCAGGGACAUUUGAAAAUUGCCGAUUUCGGUUUGGCCAAAACUUAUGAUUUUGAAAUGAAACUAACAUCGGUGGUCGUUACACUGUGGUAUCGUGCUCCCGAAGUCCUGUUGGCCCAAACAUAUAAUAGUUCUGUUGAUAUCUGGAGUUCGGCAUGUAUCAUUGCGGAAAUGUUCUCACGUAAAGCUCUGUUCCCCGGCACAUCAGAAGCAAAUCAGCUGGAUCGGAUAUUUGAAUUAACUGGCCGGCCAACAGCUCAACAGUGGCCAAGAACCAUCUCCUUAUCACGAGAACAUUUUCCCGCGCGGCAUCCCAAACAACCAAGGGAUUUAUGUCCAAACCUGUGCGAAUAUGCAAAUGAUCUACUGGCACAAAUGCUGUCGUAUGAUUUACGUUUACGACCCUCAGCAUUGGCCUGUCUAGAUCAUGAAUACUUUCAACAAGAGCCGUUGUAAAAGUUAAAUAUUUAUUUAUUAUUUUUUUUUUGUUUGUUUAUGAUCCGUGUUAAAUAAGUUCAAAUAUUAUUUAAGAAAUAGUAGUUUUAGAAAUGUGUUACCUUAGAGUAAAAAAACAUAACAACAAAAACAAUGAUAAAACAAUAGCCGAGACACUAGCGUUCAACAAAUACAAUUCCUUAAUGCAUUUCAAAAGUUGUUAUAUAUAACAAAACAAAAGCAACAACAAUAAAAAGUGUUCAUUAUUCUUUUAUAUAUUCUAUAUCAUAUCUUUUUGUACGUAUUUAUGCAUAUUUUUCGUUAAUUUAUAUAUAGCUAUUAAAAUUAAGAUAAAUCGUUUGUGUAGUCAAAAUAGUUUUUAUUGAUACCUGAGCCGGAUACCAAACAUUUUCUUGAAAGAAUUUUUUUUUGGAGGGAAAUAAGAAUGAUGAAUUCGUUUCUUUCCCCACUUUUAUUCAUAAACUAAAAUUUCUUUCAAGAAAAAAUACAGUAUUUGGAGUUGGUUUCAAAAUGAGUUGAAGUUAAUAUCAAGAAAACCAUACUCAACGAAACCGUUGACUACAAUAAUAGUAAAAAAUAAUAUAUAUAUAUUUUUUUUGCUAACUACACUGCCCUAGCAUACCUCAAACUUUGUCAAAAACAUAAAUAACAUUAACGGUCUGUUUAUGUAUGUCUAAAGAAAAUAAAUAAAAUAAAUAAAAAUACCAAUUCUAUGUAAAUUGUUCAAUUUUUUAAAUUGUAUUUAAAUAUUUAAAUUUAUAAAAUUGAAACCCAUUUUCGUUUGACAUACAUAAACAAGUCUUAAAUACUAAGAUUUCACUUAUGCCAAGUUAUUUAAAAAAUCAAUCCACUAAAAAAUAUAUUUUUUAAUAACUACACUGCCCGAGCAUACCUCAAACUUUGUCAAAAACGUAAAUAAUAUUAACGGUCUGUUUAUGUAUGUCUAAAGAAAAUUAAUGCGAAAGAAAAAUACCAAUUCUAUGUAAAUUGUUCAAUUUUUCAAAUUGUAUUUAAAUAUUUAAAAAAAAAAUCAAAAAGUUGAAAAAAAAAUUGAAACCCAUUUUCGUUCGACAUACAUAAACAGGUCUUAAAUACUAAGAUUUUCCUUAUGCCAAGUUAUUUAAAAAAUCAAUCCACUAAAAAAUAUAUUUUUUAAUAACUACACUGCCCGAGCAUGCCUCAAACUUUGUCAAAAACGUAAAUAAUAUUUAAGGUCUGUUUAUGUAUGUAAAAAGAAAAUUAAUGCGAAAGAAAAGUACCAAUUCUAUGUAAAUUGUUCAAUUUUUCAAAUUGUAUUUAAAUGUUAAAAAAAUUACAAAAGUUGAAAAAAAUGAAACCCAUUUUCAUUCGACAUACAUAAUUAGGUCUUUAAAAUACUAAGAUUUUCCUUAUGCCAAGUUAUUUAAAAAAUCAAUCCACUAAAAAUAUAUAUUUUUAAUAACUACACUGCUCGAGCAUACCUCAAACAUUGUCAAAAACAUAAAUAAUAUUAACGGUCUGUUUCUGUAUGUCUAAAGAAAAUUAAUGCGAAAGAAAAAUACCAAUUCUAUGUAAAUUGUUCAAUUUUUCAAAUUGUAUUUAAAUAUUAAAAAAAUUACAAAAAGUUGAAAAAAAAUUGAAACCCAUUUUCAUUCGACAUAUAUAAACCCGUCUUAAGUACUAAGAUUUUCCUUAUGCCAAGUUAUUUAAAAAAUCAAUCCAAUUUUUUUUUUCAAUACAGUACCUAAAUAUGAAUGUAAAUUCAAUACAAACAAAAAAAUAAAUAUUUAUAUGUAUAAUUAUUAUGCAGCGACAUCGUCAUUCAUUGUAUUGUCCCAACUUAUGUAUAUUUAUUGAAUAAAUUGUUUAUAAAUGUUCAUUAUUCCCCAAAAUCAACCACCCCCCCUCCUCCUCAUUGUAGUUGUAAAACAUGUACACAAACAUUUAUUAUAUUUCGUUUUAAGUUAUAUAUGCAAAAAGAUAUAUAUCAUAGCAUUUUUAUAUAUGUAUAUUUUCAUAUGUGUUACACGUGUAAACACACACACACACACAUACACACAAAUAAAAGGCAUUUGUUUACUUAUACAAUUUCAUAUAAA
Molecule: messenger RNA, 3854 nt
Organism: Musca domestica (house fly)
Lineage: Eukaryota; Metazoa; Arthropoda; Insecta; Diptera; Muscidae
Product: cyclin-dependent kinase 4
Exons: 7
Coding region: 805-1776 (323 amino acids)
Biological process (GO): regulation of G2/M transition of mitotic cell cycle; G1/S transition of mitotic cell cycle; protein phosphorylation
Cellular component (GO): cytoplasm; cyclin-dependent protein kinase holoenzyme complex; nucleus
Molecular function (GO): ATP binding; cyclin binding; cyclin-dependent protein serine/threonine kinase activity
Source: RefSeq, a predicted model, not a curated record